Messenger RNA from Amoebophrya sp. A25, 440 nucleotides. The record is from the annotation of a GenBank genome assembly. Lineage: Eukaryota; Dinophyceae; Syndiniales; Amoebophryaceae.
GCGCAGUUGUGCGGAAUAGAGCAAACAAAGCCUCUGCUACAGUGUUGGCGACAAGAACAGGGAAUGUUAAGGCUGCUAGACAUUACCUCUUAGCAGUCAAGCAAUGAAUCAUAGAAAUGAAUCAGAAUCCAUCAAUCAAUCAUCUCCACGUACUAGUAGACUACUUCACAAGGAAUGUAUCGCAUGUGGAUCCCUCACAAGCAUGUAUUGCACAAAAGGACAGAACAAUGCUCGAGGAAAGAUACAGAUACUACGGUGUACAGGAAAUAAUCUUAAAGUUUACGAAGAAUCUAAGCAGGAUCCGAAGUCCGAGACAGACGCCUCCCAAGUAGACAGGAUAAUACGAGGAACGACUAGAAGGGAAUUUUUGGGCGAAGAUGGCGGUGUCUUGCUCAACACAGGAAUACAGUCAACCGAUACCCUAGCUCAGCCACAAGCUA